Cylindrotheca closterium is the source of this 4704-nucleotide messenger RNA. NCBI's taxonomy places the organism in Eukaryota, Bacillariophyta, Bacillariophyceae, Bacillariales, Bacillariaceae. The record is from the annotation of a GenBank genome assembly.
AUGGUGGGGGAAUCAACUUCAACCGCCAAAGACCCAUUCUCUCUGCCUCCUUUGGUUGCACCAAACCUUCCGGAUUGGGACAACAAACAGGAAGAACAUGAUUACCUAAAGAAGGACAAAAAGUAUGAGGCGGAGAAGUCUGUGCGCAAGGCAAAUGAAGCAGCUCUUUGCGCAAUGUUGAAACGCCACUGCUCCGCAGCAUUCCUGAGCGCUGCUGAGAGCCAUCCCAAGUGGAGCACGGUCAUCGCAAACAACAGCUCAAUGGACAAGCUCAAGGUCUUCCAGAUUGUGGCGGCCACAGGCGGAUCUACCAAUGUUGAUCCAACCAUGAUGAGUGUCGAAGCUCAAAGGAAGGCUUACACCUGCAAGCAGAAGGAAAACCAGACCAAUGCAGAAUACCUCCAAGUCUUCAUGCAGCUUUCCAAUACCGCCAGAUUCUGCGACUGCCCCAUGGGAGCCUCCCUAUCCAGGCUCAUCCAAGAGAUCGGCAAAUCGGACCCAACACUGGCUGAACUGAGAGCGGUAGAAGAGAAGAUUGUGGAGAAGGAGAUGGCAAUGGCUUUUCUCCUCGGAGCCGACAGAAAGCGGUACGGGAGCCUUAUUGCCCAGGCCAACAAUGCAAGACUGUUCAGCGGAAGCGACACGUUUCCCACCACCAUGUCAGGAGCUAUCGAAUUGCUCAACAACAGCAGGCCACGUAUUACCUCGUAUCAUUCAAGCAUCCGCAGCUCGGAAAUCGUUGAUGAGUAUUUGGCCACUGAGGAACCUAGCGAUUCAAUCAACCCAGUCAAUACUGACUCCAUAGCAGUCGAUGAAGACGUUUCCACCACUGAACACCUCUUCCUUCAUUCCAACAACAAGUCGUACGUGAAACUCAUUCUGAAGCGCCACCCCCAAUCCGGCCUACCGGUAACAUGGAUCGUUCUGGACACUGGGUCUACAGCAAACAUUUUUUGCAAUCGAUCACUACUACAAAACAUUCACAAGGUCAAACAUAAACUGAAUGUACGAUGCAAUGCAGGAGUGGUACAAUUGGACAUGAAGGGAUAUUUUGGGGAUUAUCCGGACCCGGUAUGGUUCAACCCCGAUGGGAUCGCCAACAUCCUAUCAUUCCAUGAUGUCAACAAGCACUACCACGUUGUGUAUGACAACAGGGGAGCGGACCGAUUUGUGGUGGACUUUGGCGGCACCAAGAAAGUCGAAUUCCUCCCAACCGACAAGGGAUUGUAUCACAUCAACCUCGAUGACUAUCGCAAGACGUCAUGGACGUUUCUGGAAACCGUGAAAGGGCAAAAAGCCAAGCACACCAAAGCGGCUGUAAUGCGAGCGGCGCAGGCUAGACACAUUCAAAACAUCAUCGGCCGACCAGGAGAUCGACGAUUCACCGAUAUCGUGAACAAAAAUCUGCUCCGUGACUGUCCUGUGACAGCAGAAGACAUCAGAGUGGCCCACAACAUUUAUGGACCUAAUCUCGGGUUGCUAAAGAGAAAAACCACUUCCCGCAACGACAGCCACGUGAGGACCGAGGUGGGACCGAUUCCAGGCCAUAUCCAGCAACUCUAUUCAGAUGUCACAUUGGCAAUUGACAUAUUAUUUGUAAACAAAGUCCCGUUCCUGGUCAGCAUUUCCAGACACCUGAAGUUUGGUAGUGUGGAGCGCCUCACCAACAGACGCAUCAAGACCAUCACCGACAGCAUGCGCAAAGUAUUCGAACUCUACUCCCGACGCAACUUCAAGGUCAAAUGCAUUCUUGGGGACCCAGAGUUUGAGCCUUUAAAACAACAAUUCCCCAAUAUCCAGGUCGACUGCUGUGGUGCAGAUGAGCACGUGCCGGAAGUGGAGCGCUUUAUCCGCACUAUCAAGGACAGGGUGCGCAGCACGUAUAACAUGCUGCCAUUUCGACGAAUUCCCAAACUGAUGCUAGAACACAUGAUUCGAAAUGCAGUGUUCUGGCUCAACGCUUUCCCAGCAUUGGAUGGGGUUUCUGACACGCUUUCGCCUAAAUAUAUUGUAACCGGAAGAAAUGUAAACAUGAAACUCCACGUCCGCACCGAAUUUGGCGCAUACGUCCAAACUCAUGAGGAACAUUCCAAUGAUAUGCGUGCACGCACGCUGGGCGCCAUAUGCCUUGGGCCCACCGGUGCAGCACAAGGCUCACACUAUUUCAUGAGCGUUGCAACCGGCAAGCGCAUCACAAGGCAACACUGGACACCACUACCCAUGCCUACUGAUGUCAUCGAGGCCGUCAGCAACCGUGGGCUACAACAGGGCAUGCCCACUACACUGACAUUUGCAGACCGGCACGGAAUGGAGCUUAUCGACGACGAUGACGACGUGGACGACGACCACGACUCCUUGUACAGCUCUUCCAAUGCGUCCGCCACCCACACUCACACAGAUGACGAUGACAUUAGCUAUGACAGUGAUGCUAGCGAUGUCACCAUGCCACCUCCACAAACACCUGUGGACGAUGAUGCCAGCGCCUACGACAACACCAAUUCCGUAGAUGACGCUGAUGAAACUGAUAGUACUCACAGUGAUGAUCCAGACAACGACCAGCCUCCCGACAACGCCGGGGUCCUGCCCGCAGGAGUGAAUGAACAUCAGCUGCAACAACACCAACCACAGUUCCCUGAUGAAGACACAGGAGUGAAUGCCAGAAACACAGGAGUGGACGCCAGAAAUACAGGAGUGGGCAGCAUAAGUACACAAAUGGACCACCAAGAUGACAGUUCCACAACCAGUGAUGACAGUGACUACAGUCCGGAAGAUGAUGACGCCCGAGAGCAAGCUGUCGCGGAUACACAACUGAAUGAAUUGAUCGAAGAGAUCCAACAAGAGGUGCAACAGGAAGUACAAGAACUUCAGAACUUGACCCAAAAUCAGAACCGACAACAAAUCAAUGAUGACAUGGAUAGAGCGUAUGGUGAAAGACAACAUGGAAGAAACCUUCGUCCCAGAAAAUACCCAACAACUCAUGGAGAUCACCAGGUCCUCAUUCAGGUCCCACACAGGGAUGAACCUAUACCGGAAUACACAGAGAUGGUAACCUUGUUCCAUCAUGAAGUGGCUUUUCUUACGGAGCAAAUGUCAGCAAAGAAAGGAUUGAAAGUGUUUGGAGAAUCAGGAGCAGAGGCCAUUGUAGCGGAAAUGCAUCAGAUACACUACAGGAAUGUGUUAUCGCCCAAGUACAGGAGCCAACUGACACCAGAACAAAGGAGGAACGCCUUGAGAUACCUAAUGUUCCUGAAGGAAAAGAGAUGUGGAAAGGUCAAGGCCCGCGGAUGCGCCGACGGGCGCCGCCAACGUCUCUACAAAACAAGGGAAGAGACAUCCGCACCGACAGUACGCACCGAGUCCUUUGUGAUCACCUGCGCAAUUGAUGCCAAAGAAGGCCGCAAGGUCAUGACAAUUGACACUCCUGGAGCAUUCAUGCAGGCUGAUACAGACGAGAUUAUCCACGUCAAGUUCGAAGGGGAGAUAGCCGAACUACUAACAAAAGUUGACCCAGCCCUGUACACCAAAUACGUUGCAUAUGAAGGAAAGAAGCCGGUCAUAUAUGCACAGCUGAACAAGAACCUCUACAUGACCUUGCAAGGAGCGCUGUGCUGGUGGAAGAACCUUUCUGGGUUCCUGGUGGACGAAUUGGGGUACGAGACCAACCCGUAUGACAGCUGCGUUGUCAACAAGAUGAUCAAUGGAAAGCAAUGCACCAUCAUCUGGCAUGUUGAUGACUUGAAGGUUUCUCACAUGGAGCAAGAAGUCCUUGAGGAUAUUGCAUCUAGACUGAGUGAAAGGUACGGAAAGGAGGCACCCCUCACAAUCCAAAGAGGUGACGUGCAUGAAUACCUUGGGGUCACGAUCGAUUUCAGCGAAAAAGGAAAGGUAAAGUUUUCCAUGGAUGAUUAUGUCGACAGAUUACUCGAAGAAGCACCAGAGGAUAUGAAAGGACUGGCUACAUCACCGGCAGCCAAUCAUCUGUUCCAAGUCAAGGAUGAGCCGGUAUUUUUGGACAGCAAGAGGGCCAAACUAUUCCACCACAUCACGGCAAAACUUUUAUACCUGUGCAAGAGAGUUAGGGGGGACUUAAUGACUGCAGUUGCAUUUUUGACAACCAGAGUCUCCAAGCCAGACGAAGACGAUUACGCAAAAUUGGGCAGAUCCAUCAAAUAUUUGAGAGCUACCAGGUACAUGCCCCUGACAAUUGAGUUGGACGACAAGUUUGUCAUGCAAUGGUGGGUGGACGUGUCCUUCGCAGUUCACAAGGACAUGAAGAGCCACACUGGCGCUGUAUUGACCAUGGGUAAGGGCGCCAUCAUCGCUAUCUCAACCAAACAAAAGAUCAAUACUGACAGUUCGACUGUAGCAGAAUUGGUUGGAGUACACGACGCACUACCCAUGAUCAUGUGGUCCAGAUACUUCAUCAUUUCACAAGGAUACGAAGUGGUCGACAACAUCAUCCACCAGGACAAUCAGAGCGCCAUGCUGCUCGAGAAGAAUGGAAGAUCAUCUUGCGGCAGGAAGACAAGAGCCCUCGACGUGCGAUACUUUUCUAUUACCGACAAGAUCAAGAGUGGAUUCAUGAGAGUACUUCACUGCCCGACAGCCAAAAUGCUGGGAGACUUCUUCACCAAGCCUACGCAGGGAACACUGUUCCGCACAUUCAGAAACCUCAUUAUGAACCCUUCCGACCAAUACUCCUAG